Messenger RNA from Didymella exigua CBS 183.55, 1557 nucleotides. RefSeq lists its product as uncharacterized. The transcript has 2 exons. The record is from RefSeq and is a predicted model, not a curated record. NCBI's taxonomy places the organism in Eukaryota, Fungi, Ascomycota, Dothideomycetes, Pleosporales, Didymellaceae. The coding region runs from base 1 to 1557 and encodes 518 amino acids.
AUGAGACAGCGGACAGCACCAUAUGCCGACGAGGCCCCUCCGAACUAUUCGGCGCAGGAUGAACAGCCAAAAACGCCGAAGAGGAGGUGGUGGUGGAGGAAACGGGUGUGGAUACCAUCUGGAAUCCUGAUUGUCUUGCUCUUGUUCGGCAUCAUAUUUGGUGCAGCAUAUGGCGUCACGAGGUCGAAGGGAAAUGACGCGCAGACCGAUCGCGAACGAUUGUUUGCGGCAAAUGGGUCCUGGAACAUAUCAAGUUCAUCCAUACCAUCAUCUCCUACCGUUUCCUCAAGUUCAUCCAUACCACCACCUCCUACCGUUUCCUCAAGUUCCGCAGGUCAUUGGAACAACGACUACAUCUCCACGUACUCAUCAUCCAGGUCCGCGGGCCAUUGGAAUAACGAUUACCUGUCUACCUACUCAUCCUCAAGUUACUAUCCCUACCCGACUCCCUCGCCCCCACAGUCUGAUGGCAUCCUUCAACCCCAAGGACAUGUGCCACGAGAUAUCAGCGCUGCCGUAGGAGCUCCUGGACUGCUCGUUUGGAACCUGGAAUCCGACAAAAAGCUGUACAGAGCAGGGCAAGGAGAAAGCUGGGAAGCUUAUCCCGACCGCCUGUUCCUCUUCGCACCUGUGACCGUCAGCAUCAGUGAUGCAACACAAAUAGCAGUCACGGUCGACGCCACUAGCGGACGCAUUGUGUACAUGCAUUUCUACGACGGCCAAUGGGAUAGUUGGCAAGAGCUGGAAUUCGACGCGCAGUUCCUGAGGCGGCCAGUUGUAAUCUCACGAUCGCAAGGCAGAGCAGACAUCAUCAACGUCGAUAGAGACGGACAUGUCUGGAUCGUGUCCUACGACGGUACUCAGUGGAGCGAGUGGACGGAACUCGGCGACAAAGUCUACAGCGAAGUUGCAGCAACAACGUGGGGCGAAGACAGAAUUGAUAUCUUCGCCAAAUGGGGCGAAGAUGUGAUACACAAGUACUGGUCGUCUCAGUCCGGCUGGGCGGGAGAAUGGACCAAUCUCGGUGACCCCUGGGAGAGAUACUACCACGAACCAGGCGAGACCUCUGGCUCGCCACUGGCUGUCUCGUGGCGCAAUGGCGAAGACGGUACUAUUGACGUGUUUAUGACCAUGAAAGGCAAUGCGCACAAGGAAUUCCGCAACGGCGCUUGGGGCGACUGGAAGGGUAUGUCGGCCAGCCACGAAGGCUACGAAUUCCCCGACACGCAGAGCAUCGCCAGAGGAGAUGGGCAGGACGGUCGUCCGUUCGCGUAUCUUCUGUCGAGGGGUACUGAUGACUGCAUUCAUUACAUGGCACACAACGGCACAGACUGGGGUCAGUGGACCUACAUGUGGUGUUCGCGAGAAGAUCGCACAGAUUACCUGAGCAUCUACAUGCCUACAUUUAUUGCUGGAGGCGGGAGUGGGAGCGUGGAACUAGUGGCGAAGGAUAUCAUGGGCAAUGCGAUGCGGUUGGAGGUAUCUGGUGCACCUCCCGAAUGGGUGUACCAGAUUGGGAACGAUAAGUGGGAGAAUUGGGGCAUGCCGCCGGGAUAA